AACAGUCUGAAGGUGUAUUCGGUGACGAGAGUUCAUAUAGUUUACGACGAGAGUAUACGAAACGCGCUCCUACUGCCAUUUAGAAAUCAGAAAAUAAAGUUCUUUUGGCUGAAAAUUUCUGUUGAAUCGAAAUAAUUCAUUGAAAUUGACAAACAUUUACUGUUUUUAUUUUGUGGAUUAGUGUUCAAAUACGAGGAAUUUGUGAGUAAAGUGUUGGCUUAGCCUAUACUGAAUUUAUUCGGUGUGCUGCCGAAAUUUUUGUUUUGAUGUAAAUUUUUUUUUUGGAGAGAAUAAAAUUUAUUUGUUGAAAAAUACACAUCAAGUGCACAGUCCAAAUGUGAGUGGAAAUUGAUAUUGUGACAACAAAUCAAAAACAGUUUUUGUUCAUCAAACUAAAGGACACCACUUUUUCGGUGUACCCGACAAAAAAAAAAUAAAAUAAAAAAAAAGAACAACCCCAUCAUCGUCGCGCCACAUUACACAAUCAUGGCCGAGGUUUUUAAUUUAGAAUUACACGACGGAGACAACCUUAUCGAAUCGGACGAUGAUAUUAUUGAAGUUGAUGAGGUUGAUUUGGAGCCCGAGCUGCAUAUAAAUGAAAUUGAUGUCGAAGGUUCCGAAAGUAUAACUUUAUCACAGGAAAUUGUGAAUCCAGGCACCGCCAAAUUAGGACCUGAAGAUUUUGAAUUGAAAAAAGUGCUUGGAAAAGGCGGAUAUGGCAAAGUAUUUCAGGUUCGAAAAACUCACGGAAGAGACAUGAACACCUUCUUUGCUAUGAAAGUAUUGAAGAAGGUUUCCAUACUUCGUACACAGAAAGACACAGCUCACACAAGAGCCGAAAGAAACAUACUGGAAGCAGUUAAGCAUCCCUUCAUCGUCGAAUUGGUUUAUGCUUUUCAAACAGACGGAAAACUUUACUUAAUCUUAGAAUAUCUUAGCGGCGGAGAAUUGUUUAUGCAUUUAGAGAGAGAAGGAAUAUUCUUAGAAGAUACAACUUGUUUUUAUUUAAGCGAAAUAAUCCUAGCACUAGAACAUUUACACUCAUUGGGCAUUAUUUACCGUGAUUUAAAGCCGGAAAACAUUUUACUGGAUGCACAAGGUCAUGUAAAGUUAACUGAUUUUGGAUUAUGCAAAGAACACAUCCAGGAAGGCAUUGUGACGCACACAUUUUGCGGAACAAUAGAGUACAUGGCACCUGAAAUAUUAACACGAAGUGGUCAUGGCAAGGCAGUUGAUUGGUGGUCAUUGGGUGCGUUGAUGUAUGAUAUGUUGACUGGAUUGCCUCCAUUUACCGCCGAAAAUCGAAAGAAAACCAUCGAAACCAUAUUGAAGGGAAAAAUAAACUUGCCCGCAUACUUAACCCCCGAUGCCAGAGACUUAAUUCGAAAAUUGAUGAAACGACAGGUUUCUCAACGUUUGGGUUCCGGUUCAAACGAUGCUGUGCCAAUAAAAAGUCACCAAUUCUUCAAACUCGUUAAUUGGGAAGAUGUAUUGGCCAGACGAUUGGAACCACCAAUUAAACCAUUGUUGCGGAGUGAAGACGACGUAUCACAAUUUGACACAAAAUUCACACGACAGAUUCCAGUCGACUCACCCGUCUUUUCUACUCUCAGUGAAAGUGUGAACUCAAUAUUUCAAGGUUUCACCUAUGUCGCUCCAUCAGUGUUGGAGGAGAUGCAAAAGCCACGCAUAGUACAAGCCCGUUCACCUAGACGUUCACGUCGUAUUAAUUCACGAAACACUCCACCCCAUUUGCAACAAUUUGCACCGCGACCAUCGCCGCAAGACACAGAAAUUAUGGAUGUUACGGGUGUGCCAAUCGUCUACGAUAAGUCAACAAUGGAUACUUUAGAAAACUUGGACAAUUACUUCUUAUAAUGGAACAACUUCAAGAUAUAACUAAAUUACAACUAAAUCAUGCAUAAACACCAUUUAAUUUAACAUUUAAGAUGAAAGAUUCGUACAUUAUAAUUAAGGUUUAUAAGAAAAAGAAGAGAAAAAACAAAACAAAAAAAAUUAUGAGAAAAAAGCAACGAUUUCGAUUGGAAAAACAAUUUUCUAAUGGAUUCUUUUAGUUAAAUUUGAUUAGUUUUUCUGUGAAAAUUGAUUUCUUUACAAAUCGCCUCCCAUUGCUUAGAGAAAUUAUACAUAAUUCUGAUCACAAUCAAUUCAUACUCGAAAAUGCAAUGGAUCAGGCGAUGUGCUAAUUGAUUUGUUUUGUUGUUUAAAUUAUUUGUUCAACCGAAUGGUUAAGUUAUUGAUGGUUAUAUUUGUAAAGAUGAUUUCAACGUAUGAUAAGCGCGCUAACAAUAAUUGUCCAUCAAACUAGGCAUUCAUCCUUUUUCCGAGAUCAUUCUAUUUUGCUUAACAUUUUCUUUUUUAAAUUAAUUUUUAGUUUAAGUUUUUUUUUCCAAACCACUAUGAAGGAAGGUAUUUCUAGUUUAGAUUCGCAAACACAACAAACAAAUGUAUUUUAAGUUUGUGACUCGUACAAAAGAUUCUAUUAAAGAUUUAGCACUCAAAUACGCCUCUUAACGAGAGUUAGUUCUUUUUUAUUUAUCCGCGAGAAAUUGAUAGAGAGCAAAAAAAAGGAAAAAAAAGAAGCUGGAGAGUCUAGGUAAAUUCAUUUGUUUUUCUUCGUAAAUUAAUUAGGCGCUAGGGUACUUCCGUAAACUUGACUUUUGUAUGAGCCCUUCAAUAAAUUUGUUAGUUCAAUUCAAUUCUCUCUCUCUUUUUAUGUUUUAUUUAAAAUCAAUCGAACGUUAUUCUGAUUAAGGUUUCAUCGGUAGAUAAUAAUUAAAAUUAAAUAUUUCAUCGAAUCAUGACAUCAACACCCAUCAACCGAUUUCCCACUCACAUUAUUAAUCUGGUUUUUCUUUUAGAAUUUAUGAGAAACAUCGAAAAGGAAAUGUUCGUAAUUUGUAAUUAAAACAUUUAGUGACAUAGUGACAUUUAGCACAUGCAUUAAUAAUUAAACAAAAAAAUCGGUAUAGAACGAGGUAUGUUAUAUUUUGUAGAUGUAGAGAACCCUAUCCAGGAGAUAAACUAAAAAAUUUAAACAAUUUUGCGUUGUAAGGUUAUAAUUUUCUAUAAGUGCAAAUACGAUGAGAGCAAGCGGUAAAUUAAUUUAAUUUUUAAGGAAAGGAAUGUGUCAUACCAACUCAAAUAAGAAAACAAAAAAAUUUAGUAAAAACAUAAGGAACAUAAAAAGAAAAGAAAUAAAAUCAAACAAAAAAAAAGUUAAAUUUAAGAAUUCAAGAAAAAUUAAAAACUAAAAAAAACUUCAAUCUUCAACAACUAUAAUUAUAAACUAUUAACAACUUAGUAUAACAUCAAUUUAAUUUAACUUAGUCGGUCAUUUAGUGUGUCUACAAUUCUUUUCUUUUUUUUAUAAUCGAAUAGAACAUUCGGGAUGCAUCGUAUUCGAUUAUAAUUAUUCAUCUUGCAAUCAUCAACAAAUUUUAUUAUUAUUUUUCUUUCAUGGAAGCUCGUAUUCCGACAUGAACAUAUUGAUGCUUCUGAAUUCUAUGCUACUGUGUAAAAAUUCAUUAAAAUUACAUUGAAAAAUAAAAUUUAAAAGGAAAAACUCGAAGAUCGUCACCAAUUGAGAAGUCUAGCAAAAUUUCAAAAAAAUACCACCCUAACGAGACCAUCCAAGAAUGUUUGGGUCAGUUUUUUGAAUGAGAAUCAUUCUCAGCCUAUUAGAAACGGCAAACGUGGCACACGGUAUGGUAUGCAUAUAAAUUAUAAAUCUGCUACUUCUUUAGUUGUAAGUAUUUCUUAGUGUUUGAUACAAUAUAUAUCUUUUACUUUGUUAGUUUUUUUUAACUAAAAUUUUGCUACGUAAGGAAACACAUAUUAUGCCGUAGCUGUCGUUGAUGCCGCUUCUGAAAGGUUAUUCCGUCGUCGGAGUAACACGUCCACUCAAGAUGCUCCGACACGAAAAAGAUUUUUUAUAUGUAACCACAAAUGUAUUAAAAAGUGAAAUACCCAGCGGAUGAGAUUCAUCAAAAUUGAAUAUAUAUAUUUCAGUACGGUGGUUUAAUAUAAACAGAAUAAGAAAACAUUAAAACCAGAAGGGAUAAGAAAGCAAGGAAAAGUUUCAGUUAAGUUUCUAAACUACAAAUUUAUUGUUGACCGUCGAUGAAAAACCGCGAUCGAACUGUGCCCCCCUCCCAUCCCCCUUUUUCUAACCGUAAAUGUGAUAGAUUACAAACAUUAAUAAAUUCAAAUCGAAAGAUUUGAAGAUAUAAUUAUUGAAAGAUUUUAGUCAUUUUACACUCAAGGCAGAAUCAAGAAUGAAAACAAUUUUCAGUAGAAAUUUUGUCAUUUGUUUUUUGUUUUUUAAAUAAGCAAACAGAUUUAUUAUGUUCGUUUUUUUUGUAGCAAAUUUAUUGUAAUAUGUAGAUAUUAGAUGGUUGUGGUAUAAUGAAAAAUGAUAAUUUUGUUGUUGUUUUUCUUUCAAUUUUAAUUGCAUAAUUAGUUUAAUUAGUGAAUGUGUGCUUUUUAGUGCGUAAUUUAAAAAGAAAAGGAAAAUAGAAUUUGCAAAUUUGAGCCAUCCUUAAUAUGAUUUACAUAUAAUUGAUCUGAGUCCAUCGAACCUAAUCAUCUAAUCAAUGUGAAGCUUAUUUGACUUUUUCCUCUUUUUUUCAAUUGAUAAUUUUUGAUUUUACAAAGAUUUUUUCACAUCUGUCGGUAUUUAUACACGGUCUGGUCAAAAUGAAAUGAUUUAUCUGCAUCAUUUACAAUUGAUCGUUUCUGUUCUACGAUUUCGAAUUUUGUGUGUAAAUAAAGACUUGUCAAACCUAAGGCUUGGAACAGGUCAGGUAGACCAUUAACCUGAUGCGAAAUACCGGAAAUCUGAUUUCACUUGAAACCUGAGAUGACUCGGCCUGGCAGGUUUCCAGGUCUUUUUUGGAUCAAUUUUCCACUGAAUUUUCCGAUUUCAAUUUUUUUAGUUCAGGUCAGAUCAGUUCUGGUGCAUUCAGAACUUUUCUGGUACAUUCAGAUCAGUUCUGGUGCAUUCAGAUCAGUUCUGGUGCGUUCAGAUCAGUUCUGGUGCAUUCAGAUCAGUUCAGUUACAUUCGGAUCAGUUCUAGUGCAUUCAGAUCAGUUCUGGCGACAGAUCUGGUCAGAUCAUAUAAGUUAUUGAACUGUUAAAAUUCAGGUCAUCUUACGUGACCUGGUUUCAGAUUCCAGAUGAAGGAAAACCUGACCUAUUCCGAGUUCGACAAUCUUGAUUGGAACCGAUAUUUACCGACAGUCGUUGGAAUUUUAUUUUAAACUAAUUCAAUUCGUAGCCAUUAUUGUUAGCUUGAAUUUUAUUUAUAAAGCUAUCGGGAGUGAGUAGCGAAAAUUAUAAUCUUUUGUAGUUUCAAGAAUUAUAAAUAAAAAUAAAAAAACCAGAAAAAAAAAAUUAUACACAAAAAAGUACCAUAGUUAAUUAAUUAUAUUGAUCGUCCCUUUGUAAGACAAAUGGAUAGACAAACAGAACUGAUAAAAUAAUUUUUUUUUAGAAAAACGAAAAAGAAAACAAAAUGAAUACAAAUACUAGACUUUUGUGUUACCAGUUUUUUAAAAUUUACAUUUCAAUCGAGUGUAUGUGAAGUCACAAUUCAGUUAUAACCAAAAUGCUUGUGUAUGGCGAAUGGCAGAAUGUUAACACUGCCUCACACUAUUAAAGGUCCAUUGAAUGUGGCUUCAAAUUGCAGACUUUAUUUUGUUCAAAAGACUUUAUACUACAGCUUUUUUUGGGCAACUCAAGCGUCAGCACAAACGAGACAUAAUGAUGAUAAUAAUUAAAGAGGCAAUUGCAAUGGCAAUCAAUCCUUUAUUAGACGGAAAAGCUUGAAGUACUUUAGAGAUGGUGCGCAGUCAGUUUAUAUCAAAUUUGUUGAUAAAAACUGUAGGAAAUGACAAAUCGAAUUUUACUGUGGCCAUUGCUUCUUUUUUUUAAUUCAAUUCCUAGAGCUUUACAGAUAAGCUCUUGGUGAAAUUGAAAGGCCUAGAACUAUUCGAUUUGAAUAACUACUAAGCUUGAAUGCUAUGUAUACGUCAUGUUUUAUAAUACAAGAAUUUGGAACUCUACAGUUUAUCAACGAAGACAUUUAUUACGUUAUGGUAAACAAAACAUUGGUUCUCGACAAAAUUACGACAAUCGAUAUACGUUUCAGCUAAUCCGAUACAAAGGAAUAAAGCGGUAUUCAGAAAUAAUUCUGAACAGAGGACGGCAUCCAUGGCCGAUUUUAAGUGAGUUUUCACUGUUGUCGCCGACGUCUUGUGCCUUUUUUUCUUUAUUUUCUUGUAACCAUAUGCACUCUGACUUAGAUAAAUAUUAUUUGAGUAUUUCAACAGAAAAUGUUUCAACAGGAAGCAAAUCACUGAUACCAAUUUAUAAAUCAAUAAUUUACUUUUGUAAAUAACUAAAUAAUUAUGCUAAGCAAAAUAUAAAUAAAGAAAAAAAUAUUUAAUGAAGUAAAAGAAAAACCAAUAGCUAGAAACAAAUAUAAUUAACAAAGAAAAUAUUUAAGAAUACCAGGUGCAUAACAUUAAAGAAAUAGAACUAAACUAAAACUGAAAAAAAUUUCCAUUCACACAAACAAUAAGAAAAACAUAUUUUUUAAAGAAAACUUAAAGAAAAAAAAAACGAAAAAAAAUGUUAACUGACAAUUAUUGAAACUGAAACUGAAAAAUUGAUGAGCUCCACAUUAAAAAAUGAAAAAAAAAGAUUUAAAAAAAAUACAUGGAACUGCCAGAAGUGUUCAAAAAAUGACUGUUGCGUUUUAAUGAUUAUAUAUACACUACAAAAAAAAAUGAAGAGGAAAUAAAAAUGAAUACAUCAAUGCAUAAAACGAUAUUGUUAAUUUUGAUUAAUUGACCCAAGAGAUAGCAAAUAAAAAUAAUAAACAAAAAAUUAUUGAAAAUCGAAGUGAUUUUAAAAUUUAAUUAAAAGUAAAAUUUAAAGAAAUGAAAACAGAAAAAACUUUGAUUAAAUACUACAAUUACUAAAAUAUCAAUUUACGAUUAUUAUAUACAACAUAAAACAUUAUAUUAUAUACAAUACAAUAUAUAUAAUUUAAAACAAGAAGAAAAA
This is a messenger RNA of Bradysia coprophila, 7093 nucleotides long. It is a transcript of the gene S6k, whose product is annotated as Ribosomal protein S6 kinase. The record is from RefSeq and is a predicted model, not a curated record. Gene Ontology annotation, molecular function: ATP binding; protein serine/threonine kinase activity. Gene Ontology annotation, biological process: signal transduction; protein phosphorylation. NCBI's taxonomy places the organism in Eukaryota, Metazoa, Arthropoda, Insecta, Diptera, Sciaridae.